Molecule: messenger RNA, 3036 nt
Organism: Jatropha curcas
Lineage: Eukaryota; Viridiplantae; Streptophyta; Magnoliopsida; Malpighiales; Euphorbiaceae
Source: RefSeq, a predicted model, not a curated record
ACGGGAAUCGAAUCGAAUCAGCCCAAACUACUUCCUGAAGCCUCUCCCCUCUGUAUCCAGCGCAUGCCUCACUCACCCCUCACCCAUUUUCUCUGCGCCUCCAGUCAGUCCACCGGCGACAUCACCGGCACGCAGAGCCGCAGCCGCCAUCUCCUCCUCCUCUUCUUCCUUCUUUCUCUUCUUUUCUUUCUUUCCUUCUUAUCUUCUGCGUUUCUGCGUUCCUGGCUAUAGACAGUUGCAGCAGAGCGCGCCACCACCAGUUCGAGCAGAGGCAUCGCGCGCCACCGGUACUCCUCGCCGUAGCUCGUCGUUGCAGUACCUCCGCCCUAACCGCUCUCUGUUUUCGUCCAGGCGAGCACUCGAUCUGUCGCGCCACCGCCCUGCCGUCGCUCCAGCGCGCCUCAGACCACCAAGGACGGGUCUGUCAAGCCUCAUCGCGCCGCCUCCGUUUCUCUCUGCCACUUCCAGUCGGAUCCGGCCAUCUGCUUGCACUUCCAGCGCAUGUAGCUUUGAUCUGGCACGCGUAAAUCCCCGAUCUAGCAAGAAAAAUUAUACAUGGGAUCGCCCGGGUCCGUCUAGUGCUCCUCCUGGACAGAAUCAAAGCUAGAGAUUCGCUCUCUAUCACUGUCGUAGACAGUUGCUGAAUUGACCGAAGCUCUGCAAUCUUCUCCGCAGAAUUACAAAUGUAAGAUUAUCACUCACCGCCGUUAAUAUCAAUCCGGUUGUUCUUCCGUUAUGGCAAAUGACGGAGCCGAACAGUCAUUACCCUCAUCUGAUAGACAGAACAUACCGGCUCCGGCUUCGGAUCCGCAUCCGGCUACAGCUCCGGCUAUGGCUCCGGCUACAUUCAAUAACAUCAGUGCAAUAGUUUCAAUCUUACAUAGGAUGCGAGAUGGGGAAUCCACUGUAGGCUAUGGAUGCAUGAACUGUCAUAUGUACAAUUUGCUCGGCAACUUGAAAGAGCCCGAGCCAUUGGACAAACUAAUUCAGUCUUGUAUUCUUAAGCAUUUGGCUCCGCUUUAUGCAUCAGAAAAUAGAAAAGAUAGCAAGAAGGCCGACUAUUAUAUUAGGUAUCUGUUGCAUUUGAUGAUUGCUGAAAAGACAACAGGUUUUCUUGAUGAACGUGCUUCUGUAAUUCUACAGUUAUGCAAGUUUUUGAGGACGAUGGUUAGUCUUGAGGAUUCUUUAUAUGUUUUAAGUCUUCACAGUUUAAGAGAUUUGGCGGAAAAGGCCAAUUAUGUGCUUCUUGACAGGCAUAGAAUAUUGUACCCGGAAUGGCAAAUUCUACCCAUUUUUGACGAUUUGGCAGAUAGAUUGCUGAAGGAUUUGCAUCGGUGCAUCAAUUCACCUUCAACCAAGGAGAGAAUGGACUCACUAAUAAGUGAUUUUCGUGACUUCAAGGCAUUUUCACGCCUUUUAUACCAUGCUAUUCAGGAACAGAAAGAGAAGCAAGAAGAAAAGGGGAAGGAAGAGGGGGAGGAGGAGGAGGAGAAGGCAGCGCCCAUUUCUUCAGAGAGAUAUAAAAAUGCCGGAAAAAAAUUGUCUAUUCGUUAUAUCUGUUUUAACUUGUUGCACGACAUUGAGAUCUUGCUUGGAAAAGUACAAAAAUGUCUAGUUAGUGGAGAAAAGUUCCAGCCUGAAUGGUCUAUGUACCUUUCCAUUUUGGAAGAACUUAACUUCAUUUCUAGACUUUGCCCCGAUUCUCGGGAUAAAUUUUGGAGUGUAUUAAAAAGUGCAAAGCUUCCAUUAGGUGCUCUAAUUGUUCGAUUCGCUCAGAGAAGAGAUGGCUGUGACUAUCGAUGGCUUCUUGAGCACAACGAUGUAACUGAUAGUGAUUCCAGGAUGCAUUUGGCCAUGUUGAUGAUCCCUGGGGUUAAGGAAUCUACAGAUGCAGAGUUGAUGAAGAAGCUAGUUUUCUGGUCUCAAGAUUUGUACACAGAUCAAUUUAGGGCAUUCCAACAUAAGAGUCUUACAGAUCCUCAAGUAUUACAGGAUUGGUUAUGCAAGUCAUGUGAAGUUAUAUUCAACCCAAAUAAUCCCCUUUUCCUAGCACAUCCAGGUGAUUCUCCAAGUUUCAAUGUUAAUCCUGAAUUUAAUCCUGAACCCUCCCACUAUGAAUUUGUGGAAUUUGCUGGAAAAGUGAUUGCAUUAGCUUUAAUACAUAAAGUGAGAAUAGGUGUCGCAUUGGACGGUGUGUUCCUAACGCAGCUGGCCAAUUCAUCUAUGUCUUAUAGAUCUAAUAAGGAUCUGCUGGUAUCAUUUUUUGCACAUGGCUUUGCCAGAAUCUUUGGUGUUUCAAUCAAAGAAUUGUUGUCUUUCAAAGGGUUACAGCAUCAAGACAUUAAUCAAGUGUUGUGUGGACCCAGAACACUAUCUAAUGGUACAGUGAACAAGAUUAGUGGAGAAAGGAAGACAGACGUUCAUGUCGAUCCUCUGUUGUCUCACGACCAGAAGGUCAAAAGGUUAAUAGAUAGCAUUAGCAGUUGGCAAAGGGGCUCAAUAUUGGGAAGUUGGUCAUUUGGAGAAGUCUAUGAAGGAAUUGCUGAUUCCGAUGGAUUUGUUUUUGCUGCAAAGAAAGUUCCUCUUGAAUGCGCUGAAAAAUUCAGGUCAAUGAAGGAUGAGAUUGAUUCAUUGCUUCAACUACGUCAUGAAAAUAUAGUUGAAUAUCUUGGCGCAAAAAUGGAGGACGACGAAGAUCUCUAUAUUUUUCUUGAGUUUGUAAAUGGACGCUCCCUCGAUAAAGUUUAUAAAGAACUAACCCUUAAUGAUGCCCUAGUGUCCUGCUACACCAAACAGAUACUGAAAGGUUUGGAGUAUCUCCAUGAACGAAAUUUCAUCCACGGAAACAUGAAAUGUGCAAACAUUCUGUUGUGCAAACAUUCUGUUGAAAGACCAAUGGAGGCCUUUGGGAAAAAAAAAAUUGCAGGAUUUUGGAUUGACAAAUUUACAGAAACCUCCUCAGGCAGGCAGAGGGAUUCCCGGCCGGUCCCGCUCCUGAGGUCAUUGAUUCGACAAGAACAGGAGAAAUAUGGAUAA